Molecule: messenger RNA, 1641 nt
Organism: Colletotrichum tamarilloi
Lineage: Eukaryota; Fungi; Ascomycota; Sordariomycetes; Glomerellales; Glomerellaceae
Product: carboxypeptidase
Exons: 2
Coding region: 1-1641 (546 amino acids)
Biological process (GO): proteolysis
Molecular function (GO): metallocarboxypeptidase activity; zinc ion binding
Source: RefSeq, a predicted model, not a curated record
AUGCACGUUCCAGAGAUUGCGGCUUUCGCCCUGCUUCGCGCAGGCCUUGCUGCUGCUCAGCUCACGUAUGCUAGCAACCAGGUUGAGGUAAUCCAGGAUAGCGAAGUAGUAGCGGCGAACUUCCCAGAAGUUGAAGAUGUUGACCUGCGCUCGCCCGCUUUCGCCAACCCGGACGGCGUCCCGGCCACCUUUGCUAAUGGCACGAGCGGCCCGACAGACCAGGCCACUCUCGACUACUUCCUUCAAACUCUCGCAGCGCGCAAUGAGUGGAUGACCUACCACAGCCCCGACUUCAAGUCGGAAGAAGGCCGCUCGAUUCCUUACGUCUACCUGUCUACCUCGAAAGGCGUCCCGACGGAUACCAGCCAGAACACCUACGGCAAUGCUAGCGCACCCUCAAAAGUACGCAUCUGGAUGCAGGGCGGCGUCCACGGAAACGAACCAGCUGGUGACCAGGCCCUGCUCGCCCUCCUUGGCAGGUUCGACGCCAAUGCCACCUGGGCAGCUUCAAUCCUUGAGAAAGUCGACAUCAUGAUGCUCCCGAGAUACAAUCCGGACGGUGUGGCGUACUUUCAACGAUACUUUGCGACCAGCUUCGACCCGAACCGCGACCACACGAAACUUGCGCGCCAGCAGACUCGGGACAUCAAGCAGCUGAUGGUGAGCUUCGCGCCUCAUGUCGGUGUAGAUUGUCACGAGUAUAGCCCUACUACACCCUUUGGGGCCAACGAGCAAUGGGUAGAUGCCCAAGACGGCCAGUUCUCCGCCAUGAAGAACGCCAACAUCCACCCCGAUAUCCGGAACAUAUCCGAAGCCAUCUUCGCGAACAACAUUGCCGCAGCUAUGGAGAGACGAGGUCUCCGAUGGGGCCCUUAUAUCGUCGGUCCCUCGGGCACAGACAAUCUCGUCCUGGAAGAAACCACCGGUGACGCCAAAAUCGGAGAUAGUGCCGUUGCACUGACCCAAGCCAUCAUGUUCCUGACCGAGACACGAGGCAUCGGACUAGCAGACCAGCACUGGCAGCGCCGUGUCGCAACGGGCCUGACGAUGGUCGAGACAGUCGUUCAGACGGCUGCUGAUAGGGCCGAAGAAGUACUCUCGACAGUGGAAAACGCGCGCGCAAAGUUCAUCGCCAGCACCGACGACAUCAUUGUUACGGAGUCUGCUCGGCCGACCAACAUCACUUGGCAGUUCAUCGAAGCGACGACGGGAGACCUCGUUGAUAUUCCUGUACAGUUCCUCAACACCACACCCGUGGUAGCAAACCUCACCCGUGCGAGACCAGAGGCCUAUGUCUUUUCACGCGCGUGGGCUGAUGUGGCUGAGCGUCUGCGAAUUACUGGCGUGGAAGUACAGACGUUACAAUCUGAUUUCCAAGGCGAGGUUGAGGCAUUCAACAUCACGAGUGCCGAAGUAGCGCGGACAAAGUAUGAGGGAAUUGCUCGCACGACUGUGACGACGGAGACCGUGGUCAAGGAGGUUCGGAUCCCGGCUGGCGGGUUCUGGGUCAGUACUAGGCAAAAGAAUGCGGCGCACGCGUUUGUAACUCUUGAGCCUGAAGGUAUCGACUCUUAUGCUACCUUUAACGUUCUGCCGGUGAGCGUUGGUGAUGAGUAUCAAGUUUACCGCGUCAUGGCAUAG